Molecule: messenger RNA, 2133 nt
Organism: Oryzias melastigma (Indian medaka)
Lineage: Eukaryota; Metazoa; Chordata; Actinopteri; Beloniformes; Adrianichthyidae
Gene: pou3f3a
Product: POU class 3 homeobox 3a
Exons: 1
Coding region: 709-1956 (415 amino acids)
Biological process (GO): brain development; regulation of transcription by RNA polymerase II
Cellular component (GO): nucleus
Molecular function (GO): RNA polymerase II cis-regulatory region sequence-specific DNA binding; DNA-binding transcription factor activity, RNA polymerase II-specific
Source: RefSeq, a predicted model, not a curated record
AGAGGCUUUAUAACAUGUGCGUAAAAAGUAAAUUUAUAUUGAUUUCAAAAUAUUUACCUCCAAAAACCCUUUACGCAUGACUGAGCGCGCGCGUAAUAAUUAUUUUUUUCUUCUGACUGUUUUCUUUUGCAAAGUUGUUGCUUUUUCCCCGCAGCAGGAACUUGCUUCUCCAAAUGCGGGAGGCACAAACUCCUCUGCGUCCGCGCGUCCAAUCAGCGGGAAGUCUGCAGCGCGUUCCUGCUGUCAUUGGACAGGGACGGCGAAGGCGAAGGAAAACGCAGCUUUGGCACAAAGUAAACUCUUGCGUGUCUGCUGCUGUGCGCUGUGGAAAGACGCGCCGGAUGGAGGAUGGUUGCAGAGAUUUGACUGGACCGGCGGAGGGUUUAAAGGUUUUCUCUGCUUUCAGUUCUCUAUAGUCUGUCAGGUGUGGAUCACAGACAUUUUUUUUUUCUGUUUCCAAAGUGGAUUACGCACGGCGCAGCUGCGGGACGCAGGAAAAGUUCUGCAACUCUUUCAUUGGUGCUCAAAAAUAUGAGUUUUUCUUUUUGAGUUUGAGAAAACUUUAAUUUUAUUUUAAGGGAAAAAAAACGAUCGUAUUGACACUUGUGGAGUUUUUUUUAUUUUUAUUAUUACUGACAAAAACUCCCAAAGCUUGAUGGAUUAACACCAACUUUAGUUGGACUCUAGUGAGGACAGCAGGUUAAAUCUAUGCUUUGGGGGAUGGCAGCAGCCACUUCCAGCCCAUACCUCCCCAGCAGCAGAAUCCUAUCCGGCCCGGUGGUCCACUCGGAACGUAGAGGUGGGGGCAUGCAGCCGGGCAGCGCCGCCGUCACCACCGUGUCUGGAGGAUACAGAGGGGAGCCUGCGGUUAAGAUGGUGCAGAGUGACUUCAUGCACGGGGCCAUGGUGGCGAGCAACGGGGGCCACAUGCUGAGCCAUGCCCCCCAGUGGGUGACCUCGCUGCCUCACGCGGCAGCUGCGGCGGCGGCGGCCGCGGCUGCGGCUGCAGAAGCCGGAUCCGCGUGGCCCCCGAGCCCCCAGCCCCAGGAGCUGAAGAGAAACAGAGACGACCUCCACUCCGGCUCCGCUCUGCACCACCGCCCCGCGCAUGUAGGACCCCAUCAGGCGCACCCGGGCGGCUGGGGGGGCUCCUCCGCGGCGCACAUCAGCCUCGGUGAGGGGGGGCAGCAGCAGCAGCCCCUCAUCUACUCCCAGCCUGGAGGAUUUACAGUCAACGGGAUGCUGAGCGCGCACACCGGACAAAGCCUCAUGCACGCGGGGCUGGUGCGCGGGGAGUCACCGGAGCUGGACCACAAUCAUCACCAUCACCACCACCACCACACGCACCACCACCAGCACCACGGCGUGGGCCACGACGCGCAGUCGGACGAGGACACCCCCACGUCGGACGACUUGGAGCAUUUCGCCAAACAGUUCAAGCAGCGGAGGAUCAAGCUGGGCUUCACGCAGGCGGACGUGGGCUUGGCUUUGGGCACCCUGUACGGCAACGUCUUCUCCCAGACCACCAUCUGCAGGUUCGAGGCGCUCCAGCUGAGCUUCAAAAACAUGUGCAAGCUCAAGCCGCUGCUCAACAAAUGGCUGGAAGAAGCCGACUCCACCACCGGGAGCCCGACCAGCAUCGACAAGAUCGCCACGCAAGGCAGGAAGCGCAAAAAGCGCACAUCCAUCGAGGUGAGCGUCAAAGGCGCGCUCGAGAGCCACUUCCUCAAGUGUCCCAAACCCUCCGCGCAGGAGAUCAACUCUCUUGCGGACACUCUGCAGCUGGAAAAGGAGGUGGUCCGGGUCUGGUUCUGCAACCGGCGGCAGAAGGAGAAGCGCAUGACGCCGCCGGGACUCCCGCGCAGCCCCGAGGACGCGUACUCACAGGUGGGCAGCCUGGGACCGGACACCCCGUCCCCCUCCAUAGAGUGCAAGCGGAUGUACAGCGACACAUGAAGAGGAGGAACUCUCCAUCAUUGAUCCCAUUUUUAUGAAUAAACCUCCCUUAAGAAUAUCUGGUGACAUUUUUAUCCAUUGUGUUUAUUUCAGAGCUUCCUUGGGUGUUUCUCUGCACUAUGACUCAGCAUCUGGAAGUAACAAGACGUCUUCAAGCUAAAACAUUUCUUUUUUGCA